GCGCAACUUCCGUCUGGUUCAAAAAAAUGUUGCACUCUUUUUAAUUUCGUAAAAAAGCAGGAUUGAUUUGUUAUUCGCGGCAACCGCUCGAGUUACCCGUUAUGGACAUUCAGAGUAUUGAACCGAUGACACUCGGUUCCCCAACCUCUUCCAAGCCUGGGGCUCAGUUUUUACCUGGAUUUCUGAUGGGAGACCUGCCUGCUCCAGUUACUCCUCAAUCUAGAUCUUUUGGGUUGACAGGAGGUGGGGCAGAAACAAGGUCUCCUCUGUUGGCUGGGGGCUCUCCUCCACAGCUGGUUGUCCCAACGCCAAAAGACAAGAGUGGAGCCCCUCCCGUCAGAAGCAUUUAUGAAGAUCUCAACUGCUCUGGUGUGGAAACGUCACCUCUCGCUGCACGCCAAAGACCAUUUUCUGCAGUGCAUACACCACUGUCUGGUCUACCAUGGACACCAGGAACAGCUUCAAAUUUGUUUAGCUCAGCAGGACAACAGCAGAAGACAACACUUUCCCCAGCUCAAGUAGAUCCCUUCUUCACACAAGGAAAUGCUUUGUCCUCUGAAGACCAGCUUGAUGACACCUGGGUCACGGUGUUUGGGUUCCCUCCUGCAUCUGCUUCAUACAUCCUUUUACAGUUUGCACAGUAUGGAAACAUAAUAAAACAUGUGAUGGGUAACUGGAUGCACAUUCAGUAUCAGUCUAAGCUGCAGGCACGAAAAGCUCUCAGCAAAGAUGGAAAGAUAUUUGGAGAAGCCAUAAUGAUUGGCGUCAAACCGUGUAUUGAUAAGAGUGUAAUGGAAGGCUCAGACAAAGGUAGUACUUCCAGUUCUGUGUUCACACCCCCGCUGAAGACUCACGGCACCCCAUUUCACCCUGUAUCAACUCCCCGAUCUGUCAUGAGACCUCUCAGUGUUGCUUACAAAGCAUCCAGCAGUGACUACCAGGUUGUUUCAGAUCAACAGACACCAAAAAAGGAUGACAGUUUGGUAUCAAAAGCAAUGGAGUAUAUGUUUGGAUGGUAAUGGGUCUGUCACAGGGUCAUGAUGAAAAAACUCUGAAACCAUCAACAGUCUUGGAUAUGUUGAGCAUAAGUAUUGAGUGAACACAAAAGCACUUUAUCUCAACGUUUGUGGCCUAAUUUAAUUUGUGUGCUGUAUUGUAAUUUUUCACAUGGACUGCUUUCAGCUGUGUUUGCUUUGGUGUUACUCCCUAAAGUCUGUCCUGAAUAUGACUCAAAAUCAUAAAUUUGAACGUAACCUGCUGGUGAGCAUUAAGUGUUUCAGGUCCAUCAAAAACAUGCAACCUGCCAAAAGCGGGUUAUUCUAAAACAAUUAAGGAUCUAAAUCAAGAUACUCCCAUAUUGUACAAAAACUUUGAAAUUCUUGCUUAUCAUAGUGGUUAUGGUCUGUUUGAUGUCUCACAAGAGAAUGUUGUCUGUGUGAUUAAGGCCUUGAUCGUCUCAUUGGUUUGUAUUCCUCUGUUUUUAGGUUUUUAGUAGCUUUAUCAAUUAUUUUAAUAAAACAGAAAAUCUAUUUUUAGAAAUGUCUGAUUUUGAAAAUGCUUUUUCUU
This is a messenger RNA of Xyrauchen texanus (razorback sucker), 1566 nucleotides long. Its product is annotated as nucleoporin NUP35-like. Gene Ontology annotation, cellular component: nuclear membrane; nuclear pore central transport channel; nuclear pore nuclear basket. The record is from RefSeq and is a predicted model, not a curated record. Gene Ontology annotation, molecular function: single-stranded DNA binding; phospholipid binding; structural constituent of nuclear pore. The transcript is spliced from 9 exons. Gene Ontology annotation, biological process: NLS-bearing protein import into nucleus; nuclear pore organization; regulation of DNA-templated transcription. NCBI's taxonomy places the organism in Eukaryota, Metazoa, Chordata, Actinopteri, Cypriniformes, Catostomidae. Bases 102 to 1019 code for a protein of 305 amino acids.